This is a messenger RNA of Caenorhabditis angaria, 504 nucleotides long. The record is from the annotation of a GenBank genome assembly. NCBI's taxonomy places the organism in Eukaryota, Metazoa, Nematoda, Chromadorea, Rhabditida, Rhabditidae.
CUGGGUGGUUAUUCGAGUCGAUUCGAUCCGAUUCGAGUCGAUUCGAGUCGAUUCGAGCCGAUUCGAGCCGAUUCGAGUCGAUUCGAGCCGAUUCGAGCCGAUUCGAGCCGAUUCGAAUCGAUUCGAAUCGAUUCGAAUCGAUUCGAAUCGAUUCGAAUCGAUGAAAAAUUGGGGUUUUCGCCUUCACAGUUACUUCUGGGUGGUUAUUCGAGUCGAUUCGAUCCGAUUCGAGUCGAUUCGAGUCGAUUCGAGCCGAUUCGAGCCGAUUCGAGUCGAUUCGAGCCGAUUCGAGCCGAUUCGAAUCGAUUCGAAUCGAUUCGAAUCGAUUCGAAUCGAUUCGAAUCGAUGAAAAAUUGGGGUUUUCGCCUUCACAGUUACUUCUGGGUGGUUAUUCGAGUCGAUUCGAUCCGAUUCGAGUCGAUUCGAGUCGAUUCGAGUCGAUUCGAGCCGAUUCGAGUCGAUUCGAGCCGAUUCGAAUCGAUUCGAAUCGAUUCGAAUCGAUGA